CGGCGAGUGAAUGUUAGAAGAAAAAAAAUUGGCGGUAAAUUUGACAUUGACAAUUUUUUUUUAAUUAGACAUAAACACUAAAGAACUGUCUCAUACGUUUAAUAAUUUUAUAUACUUUUUGUGAUUUAUUUGACGUUAUAGUAAAAAAUAAAAAGUGUUUUAUCGUGUUCGUGCUUACAAGUGACGUUAUGUUUGAUAAAACAUGUUAUGAAUAACAGAAGCCAAGUGUGACUCGUUCGUCAACAUGUGCAGAAACGAAAAAUUUGUAAUAGUCAUAACUUUAAUUUUAACACAAACAAAUGCUUUAAACGUUGCAUUAGAAAAUAAAUAUGAAAAUAUUAAUAGAUUAGAAACCGUAGAGCUAAAUAGCAGUAUGGAUAAUGUAGAAAAUAUAAUGAAUAGAGCUGACAAUGCAUUUGAUGCGUUUAAUAAUAACGACACAUUAAAGAAAAGCGGUACAGAAGAAUGUGUGGGUGAUGCAGAGUUCUGCAAUAUGACAAGAGAAGACUACAUAGAAAUGUUAAACGAAUACAUAUACCCACAAACAUACGAGUGGAUACUUAUAGGCACGCACACUGCCGUAUUUGUGAUGGGAUUGGUUGGAAAUGCAUUGGUGUGCGUAGCUGUGUAUAGGAAUCACACUAUGCGAACCGUGACGAACUAUUUCAUUGUUAAUUUGGCAGUGGCCGAUUUCAUGGUGAUACUGUUCUGUCUGCCGCCUACAGUGCUGUGGGAUGUGACAGAGACGUGGUUUUUAGGGAAAGCGCUAUGCAAAAUCUUGCUUUAUUUUCAGUCGGUAUCAGUGACAGUGUCCGUGCUGACAUUGACCUUCAUCUCAGUGGACCGCUGGUACGCCAUCUGCUUCCCGCUCAAGUUCAAGUCCACUACCAGGCGGGCCAAGAUCGCCAUACUUGUCAUCUGGGCCAAUUCUCUUUUAUUCAAUUCCCCAGAACUGGUCGUGCUGACCACAGUCAAGUCUGUACCGCUGAGAUUCGAACUGGAAUACCUGGUACAGUGUAUGGCCACUUGGUCGUCACAGAGCGACCUCGUAUGGCAUAUCAUCAAAGUUGUUUUCAUUUAUACAAUCCCAUUGAUGCUGAUGACAGUUGCCUACUACCAGAUUGUGAGGGUUCUUUGGAAAUCUGAGAAGAUCCCAGGGCAAGCGGAGACCAUAAAAUUGGCACCGGCAGAGCAGACACAACUACGUUCUAGAAGGAAGGCGGCCAAGAUGCUUGUCGCUGUCGUAAUAAUGUUCGCCGUCUGCUAUUUUCCUGUGCAUCUUCUGUCUGUUUUAAGGUAUAUCAUUCCCAUUCUGCCCAAUACGGUACCAAUGUCAAUGCAAUUGAAUUAUUGUAAUUAA
Molecule: messenger RNA, 1360 nt
Organism: Galleria mellonella (greater wax moth)
Lineage: Eukaryota; Metazoa; Arthropoda; Insecta; Lepidoptera; Pyralidae
Gene: NGR-A16
Product: orexin receptor type 2-like
Exons: 7
Coding region: 245-1360 (371 amino acids)
Biological process (GO): feeding behavior; G protein-coupled receptor signaling pathway
Cellular component (GO): membrane
Molecular function (GO): orexin receptor activity
Source: RefSeq, a predicted model, not a curated record